This is a messenger RNA of Tilletiopsis washingtonensis, 1100 nucleotides long. Its product is annotated as putative MDH1-malate dehydrogenase precursor, mitochondrial. Gene Ontology annotation, molecular function: L-malate dehydrogenase (NAD+) activity. Lineage: Eukaryota; Fungi; Basidiomycota; Exobasidiomycetes; Entylomatales. Gene Ontology annotation, cellular component: cytoplasm. The transcript has 14 exons. The record is from RefSeq and is a predicted model, not a curated record. Bases 30 to 1028 code for a protein of 332 amino acids. Gene Ontology annotation, biological process: malate metabolic process; tricarboxylic acid cycle.
CACCCCUCCACCCCACCCACUCUCUCACUAUGGUCAAGGCUGUUGUCAUCGGCGCCGCUGGCGGUAUCGGCCAGCCCCUGUCGCUCCUGCUCAAGCAGUCGACGCUCAUCUCCGAGCUCGCCCUCUACGAUGUCGUGAACGCCCCCGGUGUCGCCGCCGACAUCUCGCACAUCAACACGCCCUCGACGGUGCAGGGCUACCUGCCCGCCGACGGCGGCCUCGAGAAGGCCCUCAAGGGCGCCGACAUCGUCGUCGUGCCCGCCGGUGUGCCGCGCAAGCCCGGCAUGACCCGUGACGACCUGUUCAACAUCAACGCCAGCAUUGUCCGCGACACCGCCAUCGGCAUUGCCACGCACGCCCCCAAGGCCUUCGUGCUGAUCAUCUCGAACCCCGUCAACUCGACGGUGCCCAUCGUGGCUGAGGUGUUCAAGAAGAAGGGUGUCUACGACCCCAAGCGCCUCUUCGGUGUGACCACGCUCGACGUUGUGCGUGCCAGCACCUUCGUCUCGGAGGCCAACGGUGCCUCGGAGAAGUCGCUCGAGUACAGCAUCCCGAUUGUCGGCGGCCACUCCGGCGAGACGAUCGUGCCCCUGAUCUCGGCCUCGCAGCCGUCGGUCAGCUUCGACCAGUCCAAGAUCGAGGCUCUCGUCAAGCGCAUCCAGUUCGGCGGUGACGAGGUCGUCAAGGCCAAGGACGGCGCUGGCUCGGCCACGCUCUCCAUGGCCUUCGCCGGUGCCCGCUUCGCCAUCAGCGUGCUCGAGGCUGCCGCUGGCAAGGCCCGCACGGAGUACUCCUACGUCGACGUCAAGGCACUCGGUGCCGGCGAGUGGAGCUCGGUCGUUGGCGACCUGACCUUCUUCUCGGUCCCCGUCAAGCUGGGCAAGGACGGUGUUGAGUCCGUCGGCGCUGGCAUCAAGGCCAACGAGUACGAGCAAGGCCUCCUCAAGGUCGCCGUCGACCAGCUCAACGGCAACAUCUCCAAGGGCGUUGCUUUCGUCGCCGACACUGCUGCCAAGGCCGGCCUCUAAGGAAGCCGCGCAGCAUGCUGCACAUAACCAAGCCACCAGUACCAGAGGUGCAAUUGAGAUAUACACAUCAGC